GCUACAGUUGUACAUCGGUGUAGUUCCAUGUUCUGCUGCUAGGGGGCGGUGUAGGUUACCAUGCUGGUACAGUAACAUGGCGGUCUGAUGUCAGUCAGCAUAAUGCGAGUUUUAGCAAGCGGAGUCGGUGGAAACAACGCGGGCGAUGUUUAUAUUUUGCCGUUCAAGAAAGAAUAACGGCUGGUUUCAUAUGUUCGGUAUGUCUCAACGGCUCCGGUGAUCUUCCACGGCGUCGUACCCGGUAGCGGAGUUUGGGAUUCGAUCCCGAGUGGCCAGAUUCUAGCUUCCUGGAUUCGGUACGAGGCUUUUCAGCCUUCGCCACCGAGGAAGAAGCCUCAAUUCCAUGCAGGCAGCAAAGUCAGAGUGAGAAGAAACUUGCUCCAUAGGUGAGGAGGCAUCUGACAAGACCACCACAGCACAAGACACCCAGGGCCUAUGGAUCCCAUUGACUCUGGACAAGGGCCAGAGAAGUCGUCGGAGCAGUGUUGCAAUUUAUCACCCAGCUCUAAAGGACGGCAACGGAAGAUUAAUCCAAAAUAUUCAGACUAUGAAAUCGAUGGCAUGUUUGGGGGCACAGAUGGGCAAAAACGACAUAGAAAGAGCCCAGUAGGAGCAAGGGAAGCAGCUUCUAAAAAGACUCCGGCAAAGAGGGGAAAAGCUAAGAAUGCCACACAACAGACAGAAGAUGGGGAAAAAGAAGCAGCUGACGAAAUACCUCAAGAGUGUGAUGGCAAAACCUCACAGGAAACUCCUAAAAAGGCAGUGAGAGCCAGGAAGACCCCGACAAAAAAGACUCGAGCCAGGAAGACUCCAGCUAAAAGAACUCCUGCCAAAAAAACUCCCGCCACCGAUGGGGGCCUUGCAACUGGGGAGGGUGGAAUUGUAGUUACCGUGCAGCAGGAAAAUGGGACACCGAAGCCAAAGAGAAAGUAUGUGAGGAAGCUGCCUGCACCGGAACCAGUUCCAGAACCACCAUGUCAGGAGGCUCAAGGGGAACCCGAGGAGGAGACCACACCGAGCGGGCGCCACAGGAGAGGCGCUGCUAAAGCGGCAUUGAAGUACCUUCACAUUUUUGCAAAAGAAGCGCUUAGUCAUCCCAAUGAUGAGUCAGGCUCUCCGGCAGAGGACAACGAUGAUAUCACUCGCAAACACUCGGUCAAAGAGCGGAAAAGUCUCAAAGGACGCAAAGGCCGAAAGAGGAAACGUCCCGACUCCGACACCGAUGCUGCAGAAGAUGAGGACUUUGUUCCAGGUGUUGAAGAAGAUGACGAGGUUGUUGAAGAAGAAGAAGAAGAAGAAGAGGACGAAGCAGAGGACUCAGACUCAGAUUUGGGGGCGGGUGGAAGAAGUCCAGCAACGUUUUACGUCAACAGAUCCCAUGCAGGCUCGAAAACCAAAACCCCCAACGGCCUCUUCACCAGCACCAUGAAAGUAGUUUGGGACUUCACUGACACGACCAAGAAGUUCCGAGAGGAGCACUACAGCAGCUGGGUGUUCCCAGAGUGGGUCCCCUCCAGCAGUCACUGGCACCCUGUACCACAAAGUGAUGUGGAGAAAUACCUGCCUCAGGAGCUUCAGUCGGCUGCUUUCAGAGUGUCUAGAGAAGGCCUCAGUAAGGAGGAGACGCCUCUGCAAAGACUCAGCAGGUUCACGGCAGUGCCUUCUCACCCGGAUCGCUGGGACAUGUUGCUGUAUGCCGGUGGGCCGGUCUGGGCCAUGGAGUGGUGUCCUACACCUGACGGUGCUCCGGCAUCCCAGUACCUCGCUCUGUCCUGCCAUCGAGGGAUGGACGACCAGCACUAUGUCAACAAGAUGUACUCCGGAUCUGGACUCAUUCAGCUGUGGGACUUGGGCACGCUGGAGUACGACACCAGACCGGACACCCAGCCAGCCUUGGCCUAUGGCUUGGCCCAGGACAAAGGCUUCAUCUGGCAACUGAAGUGGUGUCCCGCUGGAGGCUGGGAGCUUCCCAGCUGUGGCAGAAAGGCUCCGUUCCUGCCCAGACUGGGUCUUCUGGCAGUUGCCACCUCCACUGGGGUGGUCACCAUUUACAGCCUGCCCCACCCAGAUGCUCUGCACUCCAACAGGAAGCAAGCUAACUCUGGAAAAGCCAGCGACCAGUUGCCGAUAUACCAGGCACGGGGCGUGUUAACACUGAAGCUGGGCUCCUUCAAAGCCCCUCGCCAUCAGAUGAGUGGACAAGUCCUGUCUAUGGAUUGGUUGCCUCAAAAACCACACAAUAUAAUGGCUAUUGGAUUUUAUGAUGGUGUAGUAGGUCUUUGGGAUCUGACCACCAAGUCUUCGCUGUUGCGGGUGCGAGAGCCAGGCGAGUCACUCAGCCUGCUGCCCUAUCGAUGCCUCCUGGCUCACGACCACGCCGUCCGGGCCCUGGCCUUCUGUCCCGCCUCCAGAUACUUGUUGGUGACAGCCGGAGAUGAUCGCUAUGUGAAGACAUGGGACCUGAGGAGGCUCCAUGAUCCCAUCACUGUGCAGAAACGCUAUCUGACCAAUGAGAUCUAUUGGCCGCUGAAUGCACCUGGCCUCUUUUUGGCCCAGGAGAACGCCUAUGCACCGUAUGCUUCACAGGGAGUGCAUUACUUUGACCAUAACAUGCGCGCCAUCUUCGCAAUUCCUCGAACAGGCACUGUGUGGUCCUUGUCUUACACUGACUGGAUGAACAGUGUGGUGACAGCAGACAGCUUUGGUGAGGUGAUCUUCUCCCUGUUACCUAAGAUAUGCUUCACUCCUCAAUACCUCAAACGGACGUUAGAGAGACGUUUUCCUGUCUACAUUACAACUCUGUUGGCUCGUGAUACAAGUGAAGAAGAGAAUCAAGAGAUGGGAGGAGUGGAGGACGGACACGCUGUUGAAGAGAAGGAAGGAGGAGAGACAGAAGGACCGGAUGCUGAAUCUGAAGGAGGGAAUGAACACGAUAAUAGAAAUGGAGGAGGUGGCGAAAGAGGUACAAAUGAUAGCGUUCCCCCUCUGCGGUUCCAGACGUACAAAGAGGCUGUGAAGAGAUACUGCCUCCUCCAUACAGACUUUAAUAUGCGGACCUUCAAAGGAAGCGAGAAGCAAGCUGUGUGGAAACACAUGAAAGACACUGAGCUGAAGAGAAAGCUGAACCUGGAUGAGUUGCCUAUAGCUGCACUACACAAGGUGCGUUUCAACCCGAACAUGUGCUGCCAUACCUGGAUGGCGUCCGCGGGCCAGACGGGGCUGGUCAGACUAAACUGUCUGAGGACUAUGAUCAGCGCUCAUGCCAAGAAGAUAAUAAGCGAGAAUCAGGCCCAGUUCAACGCACUGUACUCUCCGAAAGAGCAGAAGGAGGCCAACCAAACUGUGACGGACGAGCUAUAGCAAGAGUUCACAACGGAAUCAGAAGGUGGAUCACAAAAACACAAAGCCUGCAAAAAGUUUUUUUUUUUAAAGAAUGAUAAAAAAAAAAAUACAGUAUACUGUAUACAUUUGCUGUUUUUAAACUGGGUUUAAUCCUGUUUCAAGUGUUCCAAAGGCCAGCGAGGAUAUCAAACAAUGAUUGAUUUGCGGGUUUUGUGGCAUUUCUUCAACAGCAGGCUCAAUAAUACUCUUUCAUGAACUCUGAACCUGUUCUUCAAAUUCUGCCUGGAAGUGCUCCAGGUUAAUUGAGAACCACAGCUAAGAGUUUCAAUCUAUACCCUCACCAACUCCACGCUCUUACGCUUAAGUUUCCACAAACUGAACACAUUUUAUGUAGCACCGAAUUAUUAUCUAGAGUGACAGUUUAUUUGCUUCCAAGAAGUUUCAGGAGCUGGCAGUUAAGUGCCUUGCCUAAAUGUCCGACUAUUAGCAUUUUUCCACCUUUAUGAUUAUUGAUUCCAAAUGGGUCAAGUAGGGUUUUCAGUUGCUCCAGGUUCUCUUAUUUAGCAUACAAAUUGCAAACAUGGCAGUAUAUCCAACAACUUGAAAUUUGAACAACAAUACCUCGUUUUUUUUUUAAUAGAUGGCAACUACAAAAUCUUGUUUUUGCUGACCUCCAUAGGUUACAGUUGUGUAAAGUGAUGUAGAAGUGUACUUUGGGGUGUGUCAGUACAACGUGACAUCACUUUAGGGUGUGGUUACAGAUGCGACAGACGUGAAGCUUUUGUUUGUCAUUCUAAAAAAGUGAAUACAUUCAAAGUACCAACAACAGGCAUUUUUCUACUUCUGUUGUUAUAAUGCAAAGCAGGCAUGACUCCUUUGUUUUCUAUAUGUCACUAGUUGGUGCAGAAAUUCAAGCUCCAGUGUUUCUGGUCACAACAUGGAAGAUAUGAAGGACUGAGUUGCAAAAUGUGAGAAACUGGGUAAACGUAAAGCCUUCAGGCCUUUUCUCGUAACUUAUUUUAGCAAAGUUGUUAUUUUGUAAUCCGCGAGACAUUCCAGUUUGUUAAUUUGUGUCCGCAGCAGCGAGCGGCCGUUUGGUCGAUCAAAACCACAGUGUCCGAAGCCCAACGAUCAUUACAAUGUGUGCUAGUGUUGGUCCCAGACCUUUUUUUUUUUUUCAGUGCCUUAAAGAUAAACUUUCUAAUUUUGUCCCCAUAAGUUUCAAAACAUCAACCGCCAGCUGGGAAACCUUGUAUCUAUAAAGGAAUAGUUCACCCAAAAACAAUAGAAAUAGUUUCCAGCACUAACUUCCUCCCAGCUCCCAGUGGUCCCAAAAAAAAAAAGACGGAAAAACAGGUCAUUAAACAUCCGACAAAACGUUCCUUCCUGUGCAGCAUUAUCCAAGUGUCUGGUAUAUUUGUGGGCUCAUGGAUAUCCAAACACAGCUAAUGUAUUUUUGCUAAACAAAGCAUUUUUGAAUUAUUAUUUCUUAUUAUUUCUGUGACUGGGAAAUGCAUUGUUUAGCAAUAGUUCAGCAAAAAUUGUUUGGAUUUCCAUGAGCCCACAAAUGGAUACAAGACACUUGGAUAACGCUGCACGGAAAUGUUUCUGGACGUCUUUCCGACACUUUAUAACCUCUUUUUGCCGUUUUUUUGGUUCGGAAAUGUUUUAAUUUUUCGGGGCUCCGCUCUCCUAAAAGCCAUUUGAUAAAGAAAACCAUAGAGAGCGAGGCGAGAGUUGAGUACCACUGUCUAUACAGUCUAUAUAGUUUUUGUGUGAACUACUCCUUAAAGCUCAUUUUUUCCUGAUUUAUAUUUGUAAUUGCUAUUUUUCUAUUUUAUCAUGUCAAGAACAACUCAGGCUAUAACUGAGGGGAAAUACUUGAAACUUUUUUAAUUGCAACUGCUGGAUGUAAUCUUUAUCAGUGACAGAUUGUAGUUUUUUUUUUUUUCAUUGUUCUUUUAUUUACUUGUUGAACGUAUUCCUGCUGUUUUUUUUCUGAUGAUUCAAAGGUUUUGAUCAGUUAUUUAAUAAUUAGAACAGCUGUACUGGGACAUGACCUAAUUUAUUAUUCAGUGUCUACGAAACAUAUUGGGAAAUGUUCCAGUUGUUUACAGACGCAGCGGUCUCUUUUUUUUUAGAGGUUGUGUACAACGUGUUUUUUUUCUAAGUUAAAUUAGGGGUUUGAAAAUGUCAGGCUUGUUUAGUUUCUUUCAAUUACAAAUCUCGACAGUUUCAGAAUGAUGUUGAGUCAUGAAACAUGUUUCCUGACUGACAACAUUAUCAUUAACUUGUAAAUCAUAAAAAUGAUCAUAAAAGCAUCAAAAUG
Molecule: messenger RNA, 5671 nt
Organism: Perca flavescens (yellow perch)
Lineage: Eukaryota; Metazoa; Chordata; Actinopteri; Perciformes; Percidae
Gene: gtf3c2
Product: general transcription factor IIIC, polypeptide 2, beta
Exons: 20
Coding region: 436-3360 (974 amino acids)
Biological process (GO): transcription by RNA polymerase III
Cellular component (GO): transcription factor TFIIIC complex
Molecular function (GO): protein binding
Source: RefSeq, a predicted model, not a curated record